AUGGAAGGGGAGGGGCCUGGCGAACAGGAGGAGGUUAUUGACAUUGCUCACAGGCUUGGCUUCAGUGACUUGAUAGAUGGGUUGAAAGAACAUAUGAAUGGGCAGCAGGACAAAGCUGUGAGAUGCCAGGAAAUUGGACUGCAAACAGAAAGAGAAAAGAAAGAUGCAGAUGUACAGAUCCUGGUGCGAAGGGAAAGUUUUACGCAUGCAGAGACUCAAACAGACGGUCCUUAUGCUUACUUUGCAGAUGUUUGCCCUGUAUUGGCGUCUGAACCGUCUUUAACCAGGCCUGACAAUUUAGUUUCUGUGCCUAGUGAAUACAGUACUAGUAGUUCAGCUAUUGGACUUCACUUAAUGAAAGAUAUUACUAGUUCCUCCAAUGUCAGUGAGGCACUGAAUCCUGUCCACUCCCAAUGUUGCCAGCAAAUACAAGUGAAAAACAAAAGGAGAAAGAUUCCACAGAAUAUAGGCCAGGUGAGAAAAAUCUGUGAGAGACAAAAACUGAAUGUUGAAGGGGAUCAGUCAGAUCUUUUAAACUCCAGUGUUUUGGGAAGAGUUAAAGAAGUUGGAGGGAAAGAUUUUCGUAAACUUGUUGAAAAACUUGGUUUCCGAAGUGGUUCUGCAUUCAAACAGCAGGAAGACACACAGAUCUCACUAAAGAUUAAACUAAAGAGAAGAAGAAAAGGGUCACCGUGGGAGAUUGUUAGCGUCCAAGAGGAGAGCGGAGCUGAUAGAUGCUGUGCUUCAGGGAGAGGUCAUGCCAGCCCAGGACAGACACAGAGCCACAAUGAGGAUGGUUUCACACUCACACAGCCCCUGAGGAACUGUCCUGAAGUUCUUCUGAGCCCUUCUCCCACAGUCCCUCGUCAGGAUCUUGCAACUGUAACACUCACACCUCCCUCAGAUCUGACUAUGUCUCCUCCUGCCACCCCUGCUAAGAAUGCUUCAGAGCACUCUGGUCCCCAUAACCCUCAAACAGUUCCUCACUCCUCCCAUAUACAAAUGCCACCUGCAUCACCAGGCGCACUCCAAGCCGAAGAGUCUGAUGAGCAUAUUGCAAGGCUGUUGGAGGAUAUGGUUAUGAUGGGUCUAAAUAUCUUGCCAUCAGUGCCGAUGGAUAGAAACAGCAGCUUGCAUCAUCAGAAUGAGAAACAUGCAUCACCUGAACCACACCUGGACCUGGAAACGGGACAGUGUGACACUGUUGAUACUGCUUCUGCUCCCUGCUUUUGUUUGCAUGGAAAUAACCUAGGCCCUGGGGAUCCUGAUGUUAGCAAGAUGCCACCUUUAAUGGGUUCCUGUAUACAAAGAAAAGCAGGUAAAUACCAUGCUACAUACACUGUGUCUUGGUGUACUGCUUGUAACUUCCUGCAAAGAUCACUGUUUGUGUUUUGA
This is a messenger RNA of Colossoma macropomum (tambaqui), 1395 nucleotides long. RefSeq lists its product as uncharacterized. The coding region runs from base 1 to 1395 and encodes 464 amino acids. The record is from RefSeq and is a predicted model, not a curated record. The transcript has 2 exons. NCBI's taxonomy places the organism in Eukaryota, Metazoa, Chordata, Actinopteri, Characiformes, Serrasalmidae.